Messenger RNA from Biomphalaria glabrata, 1792 nucleotides. Its product is annotated as galactoside alpha-(1,2)-fucosyltransferase 1-like. Gene Ontology annotation, cellular component: membrane. Gene Ontology annotation, biological process: carbohydrate metabolic process. Gene Ontology annotation, molecular function: galactoside 2-alpha-L-fucosyltransferase activity. The record is from RefSeq and is a predicted model, not a curated record. The transcript is spliced from 4 exons. Bases 352 to 1395 code for a protein of 347 amino acids. Lineage: Eukaryota; Metazoa; Mollusca; Gastropoda; Planorbidae.
CAUUAUUCCCUUUAAACAUUCCAAAACCGGUAUUCAACAAAAUCCUGUUAUUGUAGUUUCAAAAUAUUUUAAAAAGCAUUAUAAGGAUAAGAAUGUUUGUAUAAGUCUACAUUACAAUGUUUAGUUAUUAGAGAGCUCUAUUCUUUUCAGCGGUGGAGAUAGAACACAACUUUGACUUGCUACAGUAAGACAUCCCGAGCAGGGCAGAGAAAUUAAAAGUAGAACAACAUAAAGAAAACUAUCUUACUCUUUGUGACAUCUUAGAAUGGACUGUGUAUUGGUUCAUUUCUUUCUGAUUUGAAACCAGACGUAAAAUCAAGUUGACACAGCGAGUGACACACCAACUUCUCAAUGAGGCUCUUCAGACGUAACCUUCAUGUUUUGGGAUGUGCAGGCCUGGUCCUUGUCCUUCUUGUCUUAUCGAAUCUCAGGCCGAAACAAUCCUCAAUGAGACAUCCCCUUGACAGGAACAGAACUUCUCAAGAUACAGCUCUCAGCAGAACAUCUUUCAAUGGCUUAGAUUUCUCAAACCAUCAGGAGACUGCGAAACCCUCUCUUUGGGCGGUGCUAUCGACCCCAACAGUGCCUCGCUACUCUAUCGUAUACAAGGAGUACGGGCAGCUGGGCAACGCAAUGUUUCAAUACGCUAGCAUUAUGGGCGUUGCGUUCAUGAACAACAGGCUCCCACUGGCGUUAAAAUCAACUCAGUUGCUUAAUGUUUUCAAGAUUAGUCACGUCCUGAGAAAAAACUUCAUCUUCCAAAGCUGUCAUAGAAUCCAUGAGUCCGCCUACGCUAAAUACCAUCCUGAAUUCGAACAUUUGCCCGAGCGUGAUAUUUGCUUGAAUGGAUUUUUUCAGUCGUACAAGUAUUUUCACAAGUAUGCCAAGCAGAUCAAACGCGAGUUCGAAUUUCUUGACGCCAUUCAGGAUCAAGCAAGAGACAUGCUGAAUAGCUUGAAAAUAUCUCUUGUAGACCGAAAGCUCAUUGGAGUCCACGUACGAAGGGGAGAUAAACUCGAUAAAAAACACAGAGAUCAAGGAGAGUGUGUUGCCCCUGAAACCUACUUUCAAAAAGCGUUUAGGUGGAUGCGGAAACACCAUGGAAACGUGACGUUUUUAGUUGCUACUGAUGAUGUCAAGUGGUGUAAAUACGUCUUUAGUAAAGAGAAUGAUGUCAUUGUUUUGCCACCAGCCAAUGGUCCGCUUCAUAUGUGUCUGCUGAGUAUGUGCCACCACGUCAUCAUGUCAGUUGGCACGUUCGGCUGGUGGAUUGGAUGGCUGAGUGGUGGUGACGUCAUCUACUACAAACACCAAGUUCGGGAGGGUUCUGUUAAUUCAAAGGGAUUCAACAUCUCCGAUUUUGCACUGCCAUCAUGGAUUGGUAUAGGAGAUUGAGGGCAUGCCUCUUUCAAGUCGGCUUCAUGGAUUGGUAUAGGAGAUUGAGGGCAUGCCUCUUUCAAGUCGGCUUCAUGGAUUGGUAUAGGAGAUUGAGGGCGUGCCUCUUUCAAAUCGGCUUAAUUGAUGAGGAUCAGUGACUGAGUGCUGUAAAAUACUUUCAAAAUGUUUUUAUGGAUGAGGAUCAGUGACUGAGUGCAGUAAAAUAUUUACUUUCAAAAUGUUUUAAUGGAUGAGGAUCAGUGACUGAGUGCAGUAAAAUACUUUCAAAAUGUUUUUAUGGAUGAGGAUCAGUGACUGAGUGCAGUAAAAUAUUUACUUUCAAAAUGUUUUUAUGGAUGAGGAUCAGUGACUGAGUGCAGUAAAAUACUUUCGAAAUGUUUUUAUGGAUGAGGAU